Sphaerodactylus townsendi is the source of this 1149-nucleotide messenger RNA. Its product is annotated as embryonic pepsinogen-like. Gene Ontology annotation, biological process: proteolysis. NCBI's taxonomy places the organism in Eukaryota, Metazoa, Chordata, Lepidosauria, Squamata, Sphaerodactylidae. Gene Ontology annotation, molecular function: aspartic-type endopeptidase activity. Bases 1 to 1149 code for a protein of 382 amino acids. The transcript has 9 exons. The record is from RefSeq and is a predicted model, not a curated record.
AUGAAGUGCCUGGCAGUUCUCUUCACAAUUGUUGCUGUCACCGAGUGUAUCACUAAGGUUCCUUUGGAGAGAGGGAAGAAGUUGAGAGACGUUCUCAGAGAGAAAAAUUUGCUGGAAGGUUUUCUUCAGAGGCACCCUUAUGACAUUGGUACAAAAUACCACACUUUUUCCAGUGCUGCCCAAGUGGCCAAUGAACCACUUCUGAACUCCUUAGAUACUGAAUACUAUGGAACAAUCUACAUUGGAACUCCUCCACAGAAAUUCACUGUUGUUUUUGACACUGGAUCUUCCAAUCUUUGGGUACCCUCCAGUGACUGCAGCAGUCCAGCAUGUCGAAACCAUCAAAGGUUCAGUAUGUCCCAAUCUUCCACCUUCCAGAGCACACAGCAGACUAUAUCCAUUGAAUAUGGUACAGGAAGCAUGGAGGGAAUCUUAGGAUACGACACAGUGAUGGUGUCCAGUCUUACUGAUGCUCACCAGAUGUUCGCUCUCAGCACCAAUGAGCCUGGCUUCAUCUUUGUCUACUCUAAAUUUGAUGGGAUCCUGGGAUUAGCCUACCCCUCCAUUGCUAUUGGUGGAGCAACUCCUGUGUUUGAUAACAUGAUGAGUGAAGGCUUAGUGCCACAAGAUUUAUUUUCAGUUUAUCUCAGCCGAGAAACAACUGGAAGUGUAGUCAUUUUUGGUGGAAUUGAUGAAUCAUAUUUUACUGGUUCCAUUAACUGGAAUCCUGUCACAGAACAAGGUUAUUGGCAGAUUGCUAUGGACAGUAUUUUAGUGAAUGGCGAGGAGAUUGCCUGCAGUGGUGGUUGUCAAGCGAUAGUUGACACAGGUACCUCUCUCUUGGCUGGCCCACCAGCUUCCAUAUCCAAGAUACAAAAUGCUAUUGGUGCUACUCCAGCGAACUAUGGCCAGUAUGACAUCAACUGCAAUAACCUCUCCAAUAUGCCUGAUGUUGUUUUCGUGAUCAAUGGAAUCCAGUAUCCACUGACUCCAUCAGCCUAUACCAAUCAGGUCAUGCAAGGAGAUUGCACAAGUGGUUUCCAAAACACAUCUGGGGACCUCUGGAUCCUUGGAGAUGUGUUCAUAAGAGAAUACUACAGCAUUUUUGACAGGGCAAACAACCAAGUGGGACUAGCAAAGGCUGUUUAG